CCCCAUCCCACCAGCCCUGCUUCUUCUUUGUUUCCUAACCAGCUUGAGGGGGGAUUUUGCCGAGGGUCUUUGCCCCACUUGACCUCUGGCAGGCAUGAAAGCAGUGAGACAGGAUUGUUGGCAGUGCUGCCAUCCCCCUGACUUAACCGCUUUGAAACUCUGCCCUCUGCUUCUUGCUGAAUGCUGAGAGCCGAGUGUCAGUGCUCAGCAGCCUCCAGCACUCCCCGGCUCUUGGCAUGGUCCUCACGUGGGUCCUGGGACAGGAGCUGCGGCCAGGCAUUUGUGUCAUGGCUUUGCCAGGAUCGCUGGCUGCUCACCAGGACUGGGGUCCUCCUGCUGCUGCUGAGAAAUGAGGGAUCUGUUAAUGAGCAACAAGCCUCAGAGGAGGUUCAAGAGGGAUGUGCACGAGCAAGUGUGCAGUUCUGGGCUGAGUGACCUCCAAGCCUGGAGGGAUCUCUGGGUAUUUUUUUUUUUUUUGCCCCCUGCCAUGAUAAGGCAAUGGCAGUGCUCCCAUCCACUUGCUGCAAUCCGUCAGGCAGGAGCGGGCAGGAGGCAGCGACCAAGUGUCCAGGCAAUAAACACCCCUCUUAGCCCUGAAACCGAAUCGCGGUGAAUGUGCUUGGUUGCUGGCUAGCGUUACUCCUACAGUGUAGCUCUAUAAACCAUCAGUCCCCAUAUGUUUUGGGAGGGCGGGCAGAGGGUUGUGAUGCCAGGUGUUUCUGACCCACCAGUGCCUUGUGUUUAACUGCUGCCUCAGGAGCAAAUAAUAUAUAUUUUUUCUGUAAUUUCCCCAUAGCCUUCCUAGAAGAGCUGCAGAGACGUUAGGAAAUUGUGGUUACUGCAAAAAGAAAGUGUUGGGGGGGGAGGGAAGUGUUUCCUCUGCUGGCAGAUAAAGAGGAUAUUCACUGCCUGGCCUUGGAGCAUCCUCCCAGGUGGGGAUGCCGUGAUAAGGGUGAGCAGGAAGAUGUGAUGCCGUUGUGGGUGGUGUGAGUUCAGCUGUGGGUGGAGGUUGCCUCCGUCUCGGAGGUGGAGAUGUCUCUAUCUUACCCCCAUGAUUUGGGAGGGAAGUCCCACUUCAGGGGGAGGUGGCUUUCCCUGGGGGCUCGCUUGCCUGGCUUGUGUGUCCUCGCCGAGCUUCAAAGUCGGCCACAGCUGCUGGGUGUUGGUAGGAUCAGGGAGAUCCAUGUGUUUUUUACCUUCCCCAUGUCUCAGAUUUGUGGCAACAGGGUAGGUAAUGGGGUUUUUUUAACACCGGCAGGGAAACCCUCUCUGGGCCGUGGGUCCUUGUCCCCCUCUGGGGCUGCCACUGGCAUCUUGUCCUCAGCAAGACCCCAAAACCUCCCCAUGCUGUGGAUUAAGAACAUGAGUGCUGCUGCAGGAUGGCUGGGGUUCCCAGGAGCCGUGGGCUGGAGGUGUGAGCGUGGGAUGCUUUCCUCCCUCAGUUCCACUUUGCCUGCAAGUCCCCAUGACCCUCAAAGCCCAUCUCAUUUUAAAAUGCUUUUACAGGCAGGAGGCAGAUGGAUCACAGCCGCCCUGCGCCGGGAGCUGUCAGUACCCCGUGACCCUGACGUGCUGUCCCCAGCAGCACAGCCCCAAGCUGGAGGACUGCACGCUGCAGGUCUCUCCCUCUGGACACUACCUAGACCUUGACUUGUCCCUGCUGGAGCAGAAGGAUGAUCUGGAGGGUUUCUACGAGGAGGUCAGGAAGGGGAGACGGCCAACCCUGAUCCUGCGCACACAGCUCUCCGUCCGAGUCCACGCCAUCAUUGAGAAGCUGUACAACUCACAGGGGCCAGAGCUGCGGCGAUCCCUCUUCUCCCUCAAGCAGCUCUUUCAGGAGGACAAGGACCUGGUGCCGGAGUUUGUGAACCUGGAUGGGCUGACGUGCCUGAUCAAAGUGGGGGCAGAGGCUGACCAGAACUACCAGAAUUACAUCCUCCGGGCCUUGAGCCAGAUCAUGCUCUUUGUGGAUGGGAUGCAGGGUGUCAUCAACCACAAUGAGACUGUCCAGUGGCUGUACACGCUGUCAGGAAGCCCAUUUCGCCUGGUGGUGAAGAUGGCACUGAAGCUGCUGCUGGUGUUCGUGGAGUACACGGAGCCCAACGCCCUGCUCCUCAUCCGUGCUGUCAAUGCUGUGGACAGGGCAAGAGGCAUGUGCCCAUGGUCCAACCUGAUGGCCAUCCUGGAGCAACGCAACGGGGCUGACACGGAGCUGCUGGUGUUCGCCAUGACGCUGAUCAACAAGACACUGGCAGCCCUCCCGGACCAGGACACCUUCUACGAUGUGACUGACUGCCUGGAGCAGCAGGGCAUGGAGCGGGUGGUGCAGCAGUACCUGGGCAGCAAGGGCACCGACCUUGACUUGAAGCAGCAGUUCAUGCUCUACGAAAGCGCUCUGAAGCUGGAGGAUGGGGUAGAGGAGCCACCCCCGGGGGGACGCAAGGAGAGGAGGAGGACGGAAGAGGGCCGGCGUGGGUGGCGAUCCCAGGGUGGCUGCCCGGAGCCUGGCCCCGAUGCCCAGCCACUGUUGGGGUCCCCUGACACUCUGAAAGAGCCCCUCAUCAAGGACACCCCGUCUGUCCCUAUGCCAAGCAGCCCGGCAGAACCCUGUCCCAGCAGCAUCUACAACAGCGCAUCCAGCGUGCGGCUGGCCCUGGCCUCCCCACCGGCUGAGAAGGAGCAGCUCCCGGGCCCAGGCGAGCGCAGCAUCUACAAAGCUCGCUUCUUGGAGAACCUGGCUGCAGCCCAGAAGGAGAAGAUCUCUUCCAUGGCCAAGGGACGGCUUGAUGUCCUCAGCGAUGCCGCACUGGAGCAUCCCACCACUCUUGCGUGGGACAGGGACAGCAGCACCCCUGAGCCUGGGAUGGAGCCACUCAGUAUAAGGUCUCGCCUGGCUCGGCCAGACACCACUGACUCCUGCAGCACCAUUUCCUCUGACACCAAGUUUAUGCUGGACAUGCUCUAUGCCAAGGGCUCCUUGGAGCCGGGGAGGGAGAAGGUCUUCCCUGAGGUCCCGUCGUCCCUCCUGGUCCAGGGUGAGGUGGAGAUGGAUGCUGAGGGAGGUGGCAGUCAGGAGCAGGAGGGUACCUGGCACCAUGGCAGGGCUCCAGACGGGCCAGUGGCCAGCGCCCACGCCAAGCUGGCACGUGCCAUGUCCAGCGUAGAUGCCGAGACCCACAUGCAGAAACUGGAGAACACUGGGAUGAUGCCCAUCAAGAAGGAUGUGGAGCUGACAUGGGAGCACCUGGAGGCUAGCCCCAUGCAGCUGAAGAUCAAGGACCUGGACUUCACUGAUUUGGGGGAAGAAGAAGACUUUGACAUCUUGGACAAAGGGCCCAUGGCCAAUGGCUCCUUCCUCCCACCCAGUAUUGAAGCUACAAGUGCUGGAGCCCUCAUGGUUCCUCCUCCUCCUCCACCUCCUGCGGUCCCUGGCUGCCCACCACCUCCACCUCCGCCUCCUGCAAUCCCUGGCUGCCCUCCACCUCCUGCGAUCCCUGGCUGCCCACCACCUCCGCCUCCACCUCCUGCAGUCCCCGGCUGCCCACCCCCCCCAGGACUGCCAGGCCCUUCAGCAACAGAUGGCCCCUCGCAGGCCAAGAAGAAGAGGACAGUGAAGCUCUUCUGGAAGGAGCUGAAGCAGCUGGAUGGCACUGUGGGGCCAGGCAGGUUUGGCCAGGCGACACUGUGGGCGUCCCUGCAGAACGUCGAGGUCAAUGCUGCCAAACUGGAGCAUCUCUUUGAGUCACGGUCAAAGGAAGUGCCAACUUCAAAGAAGGCCAUUGAUGGGAAGAAGGUGGUGGUGGUGCUGGACCCCAAGAGGAGCAAUGCCAUCAACAUUGGCCUCACGGUGCUGCCACCCGUACACAUCAUCAAGACAGCCGUGCUCAACUUUGAUGAGUUUGCAGUCAAUAAGGAAGGGAUUGAGAAAAUCCUGACCAUGGUCCCGACUGAGGAGGAGAAGCAGAAGAUCCAGGAGGCCCAGCUGGCCAACCCUGAUGUGCCUUUGGGCUCUGCAGAGCAGUUCCUGCUCGCCCUCUCUUCCAUCAGUGACCUCACGGCCAGGCUCCAGCUCUGGGCCUUCAAGCUGGACUACGAGAGCCUGGAGCAGGAGAUUGCAGAACCACUCUUUGAUCUGAAGGUGGGCAUGGAGCAGCUGGCCAGAAAUCACACCUUCAAGUGCAUCCUGGCCACACUGCUGGCCAUGGGCAACUUCUUGAACGGCUCCCAGAGCAGAGGCUUUGAGCUGGGCUACCUGGAGAAGGUCUCAGAAGUGAAGGACACGGUGCACCGGCAGUCCCUGCUCCACCAUCUCUGCCAGAUGGUGGUAGAGAAGUUCCCAGAAACCACUGACCUCUACUCAGAGAUUGCCUCCAUCACCCGCUCUGCCAAGGUUGACUUUGACGAGCUGGCCAACAGCCUGGUGCAGCUGGAGCGGAGGUGCAGGGCCUCUUGGGACAACCUGAAGGUGAUUGCCAAGCAUGAGACCAAGCCGGUGCUGAAGAGCAAGCUGACGGACUUCCUCAAGGACAGCACCCAGCGCAUUGUCGUCUUGAAGGUGGUACACAGGCGCAUCCUCAAUAGGUUUCACUCCUUCCUGCUGUACCUGGGGUACCCAGCAAGCACAGCACGGGAUGUGAAGGUGAUGCCCAUCUGCAAGCUGCUGCGGGAGUUCGCCCUGGAGUACCGCACCUGCCGGGAGCGUGUCCUGCAGCAGCAGAAGAAACGGGCUGCCCACCGUGAGCGCAACAAGACCCGGGGACGGCUCAUCACCGAGACCGAGAAGUUCUCUGGCAUCACUGAGACUGCUUCACCACCUGCUGUGGUGUCCAGCAGCCCUGAGGAACAGAUGGAAGCAGGCCAUGAGAGCAUGAAAAGCCUGCUGACUUCCCCCGCGGAUGCCCCUGCCCGCCGCAGCCGGGCCAGCCGGGGGACAGGGCACACCACCCCAGCCCAGGGCUCUCCAGCCCAGGAGGACGUUCCCAGCUCCCCAGACGAUGCUUCGGAUGAAAUCAUGGACCGGCUGGUGAAAUCGGUGACUCACAAUGCCAACCCCCGGCCCUGCACCAACAAGGAGCGCAGGAGGUCCCGUGGCAACAGGAAGUCCUGUAAGUCCUGCUCCUGUCCCUGUACUCUGUCCCAUCUCUGUGGCCCUGCCCAGAUGCUUCUUCCCCAUCUCUGUGUCUCUGUCCCACCUCUGUGGCCCUGUUCCCAUGCCCUGUACCUGUACUCUGUCCCAUCUCAGUGUCCCUGUCCCUGUACCCUGUCCCACCUCUGUGGCCCUGUCUCUACUCUUUCCUGUGUCCCUGCCCAGAUGCUCUGUCCCAUCUUUAUGUCCCUGUCCCAUCUCUGUCUCUACCCCUGUGUCCUGUCCCGUUGCUGUUCCCAUGCUCUGUCCCCAUGCCUUGUCCCAUCUCUGUGUCCGUGUCCCCAUGCCCUGCCUGGCGACUUCCCCACUGGCCGCCCCUGACCUCCCAUGUUGAGCCCACCAGGCCACAGCAGAAGGUACCCCAAGACCAGACCAUGCCACUGCACCCCAUUGCCACCCCUCCCCUCCCCAGCAUGCCAGUAUCACCAUGUCUGGGCAGGCACCCAUCAUGUGGGGACCCUGGCAGCCAGCACUGCUCGUGCUGUCACUGCCAUGCUCUCCUCUUCCCGCAGUGAGACGGACGCUGAAGAGUGGGCUCAGUGAUGACCUGGUGCAGGCGCUGGGCCUGGGCCAGGCACCCGGCAUGGAGGUUUGAGGGG
Haliaeetus leucocephalus (bald eagle) is the source of this 5745-nucleotide messenger RNA. It is a transcript of the gene FHOD1, whose product is annotated as formin homology 2 domain containing 1. Gene Ontology annotation, biological process: cortical actin cytoskeleton organization; actin filament network formation. NCBI's taxonomy places the organism in Eukaryota, Metazoa, Chordata, Aves, Accipitriformes, Accipitridae. The coding region runs from base 1466 to 5467 and encodes 1333 amino acids. Gene Ontology annotation, molecular function: actin filament binding. Gene Ontology annotation, cellular component: cytoplasm; cytoskeleton. The transcript has 21 exons. The record is from RefSeq and is a predicted model, not a curated record.